AUGGACAUUGCGAGGAACGCAACCAGAGAUCAGGCGCGCGCGGCUGCUGGCCACAGCCAAAUCCAGUGGCUAAGGUUCUACACCUUCACACGCGAGGAAGCAAAAAGACAUGUGCAAACGUAUCCAAACUGCUCGUGGCCCAACGUCGAUUCGCGUGAGAAACUGGCAAUGCUAGCCCGUAUCAACCAGUCACUAGCCAACGAAGGCAUUCCUGAGGUGUCUGAGUCGGUAUUUCUUUGGCGGAUGAAGAAGGCAUGCCGAGAU
Messenger RNA from Westerdykella ornata, 264 nucleotides. RefSeq lists its product as uncharacterized. The annotation marks the transcript as partial. NCBI's taxonomy places the organism in Eukaryota, Fungi, Ascomycota, Dothideomycetes, Pleosporales, Sporormiaceae. The transcript is spliced from 2 exons. The record is from RefSeq and is a predicted model, not a curated record.